Molecule: messenger RNA, 2534 nt
Organism: Vigna unguiculata (cowpea)
Lineage: Eukaryota; Viridiplantae; Streptophyta; Magnoliopsida; Fabales; Fabaceae
Product: actin-interacting protein 1-2-like
Biological process (GO): actin filament depolymerization
Cellular component (GO): cortical actin cytoskeleton
Molecular function (GO): actin filament binding
Source: RefSeq, a predicted model, not a curated record
UAUGAAUUGAAAUUAGUGUUAUGGAGGAAGGGAAGUGUUUGACACAAAAACUGAAAAUGUGAAUGGCAAUGAGAGAGCGAGCUUGUUCAAAACAUGGUCCUCAAUUUUCGGACACAAACACGCACUCUCUAUCGCACUCUAUAACUCGCAACCUUAACAACCCAAAAAAAAUGGACACAGAGCAAUCCCGAUUCAACAAUGGCGACACUUUUGGAGACCUACUCCUGCGCACCCUCCACGGAGCGCGGCCGCGGCAUCCUCAUCUCCGGCGACACCAAAUCCAACAACAUUCUGUACUGCACCGGCCGAUCCGUAAUCAUCCGCAACCUCGAGAACCCGCUCCAGGUCUCCGUAUACAGUGAGCAUGCCUACCCUGUCACGGUGGCGCGUUACUCCCCCAACGGCGAGUGGAUCGCCUCCGCCGACGUCUCCGGCACCGUCCGCAUCUGGGGGACGCGUAACGAAUACGUUCUGAAGAACGAGUUUCGGGUCCUCUCGGGUCGGAUCGACGACCUCCAGUGGUCCUUCGACGGAAUGAGGAUCGUCGCUUGUGGGGACGGCAAGGGCAAGUCCUUCGUUCGCGCCUUUAUGUGGGAUUCAGGUUCCACUGUUGGUGAUUUUGAUGGCCAUUCGCGACGGGUUUUAAGCUGUGCCUUUAAACCAACAAGGCCAUUCCGCAUUGUCACGUGUGGAGAAGAUUUUUUGGCGAAUUUUUAUGAUGGUCCACCGUUCAAGUUCAAUAUGUCCAUCAGGGACCAUUCGAAUUUUGUCAACUGUGUGAGAUUUUCUCCAGAUGGGAACAAAUUUAUUACUGUUAGCUCGGAUAGGAAGGGCAUUAUAUAUGAUGGAAAGACAGGGAACAAACUUGGUGAGUUGUCCCCGGAGGAUGGUCACAAGGGCAGCAUAUAUGCAGUUAGUUGGAGUCCUGACAGCAAACAGGUUCUUACUGUGUCCGCUGAUAAAUCAGCAAAAGUAUGGAAUAUUGUUGAGGAUGGUAGCAGUGGAACCCUUCAUAAGACUUUGUCAUGUACUGAAUCUGGCGAGGUGGAGGACAUGCUUGUUGGUUGUCUUUGGCUGAAUGAUUUUCUGCUUACUAUAUCUCUUGGUGGCAGGACCAAUUUAUAUUCUGCUAAGGAUUUAGAUAAAAGCCCGUUGUCAAUAUGUGGUCACAUGAAAAAUGUCACCAUUUUGACUCUUCUAAAAAAAAGUGAAAAGAUGCUUUUGACCAGCAGCUAUGAUGGAGUGAUCAUUAGAUGGAUUCCAGGCAAGGGAUACGCUGGCAAGGUUGACAAUAAACAAUUCGGAUUAAUCAAAUUGUUGGUAGCUGGGGAAGAUGGUGUUAUUGCUUCUGGAUUUGACAACAAGGUAUACAGAGUUCCUCUUGAAGGGGAUACUUUGGGUCUUGCUGAAACUGUUGAUGUUGGAAGUCAGCCUAAGGAUUUGAGCCUUGCACUUGACCACCCUGAGCUUGCCAUCGUUGCAGUUGAAUCUGGAGUUGUCUUACUAAAGGGUGCAAAAGUUCUUUCCACUGUAAAACUGGACUUUAUUGUGACCACGGCUGCUCUUUCACCUGAUGGCAGUGAAGCAAUUGUGGGAGGGCAAGACGGCAAAUUGCGCAUCUAUUCAGUCUCAGGGGAUACAAUUACUGAACAGACUGUACUCGAGAAGCACCGAGGCGCCAUCACCGUAAUCAAAUACUCUCCAGACGUUACCAUGUUUGCAUCAGCUGAUUUGAAUCGUGAAGCUGUUGUAUGGGACCGUGCUUCCAAAGAGGUGAAGCUUAAUAACAUGUUGUUUAACACUGCACGUAUUAACAAUCUAGCUUGGUCACCUGAUAGCACACUGGUAGCUACUGGUUCACUUGACACAUGUGUGAUUAUAUAUGAAGUUGGAAAACCAGCAUCAAGCCGCAGAACCAUAAAGGGUGCUCAUUUAGGUGGAGUAUACGGAUUAACUUUUAUUGAUCAUGAUAGAGUGGUCAGUUCAGGGGAGGACGGUUGUGUUCGUCUCUGGAGUUUGAUUUCUGAGUAAACUAUGCAUCAGAAUAUCCAGUUUUACAGUAAGGAAAAUUGAUAGUUGUCAUGUAUUGAUUGUGUUGAUGAUCUUCAGUUUUAUGCAACGGUUAUGUAGUGGUGAAAAAAAAAAAUUAAGAUUGCAGUAGUGUUGUGGUGUGCACAAUUGAUAGAUGUCUCUGAAGACUUAACAGUCAGAUAUCUUAUCCAAGCUAAUUUUUGUUAUCUGCAGAGGUGGGAAACUGCUGGUUAUUUCCAAAGAAAUUGACGAUAAAUUAUGUUCUUGUCUAACCAAAAUAUCAAUGCAGGUAAUGGAAUAGCACUUCCACCUAUCAAAGCAAUUUAAUCCUGUCCCUGUGGGCAUUUGAUGAAAGCAAUUAAGUACAGUUUUUGUUUAGGAAUCAUGGAUUGUAGCCAUCCAAUUACUUUUUCCUGUAUAAUUCGAAUUAAGAACAUGUAAACACUUUUGUUUUCUCGACAAUGUAAUCCUAAGUUCAUAUUUCACUUAAGUUCAUAGUUCAU